AUGGCGGCCUUCGUUCUACUGCGGCAAGGGCGAGCCGGGGCGCUGAAGACUCUGCUUCUAGACGGACAAGUGUUUCGAGGUCUCACGUCUACAGCUGCUCUCUCUGCAGAAUCAGGAAAGAGUGACAAGGGAGUGCCACCAAAUUCCAAGAAGCAAAGUCCACCCAAAAAUGUAGUGGACCCAAAAGAGAGGGGCAAGCUACUAACCACUCCAACAGCAGCUGAAUUGUCUAAAAACUUAACUUCACCCAGUUCCUCCUCAUCAGUUGUGAAUCAAGGUGGGACGGUAGCUAGCCCUAACCCUGGUGACAACGUGCAAUUUACAGAUGACAGGGUUGCAAAGUUUUCAUCAAGAAAGACUUUGGUAGAGUUUCCUGCAAAAGUUCCAUCUUCAUUCAGAAAACAGGGCUCCGAUUCAGAAGCUCUUCAGAAGAGCAAGAGAGUGAUGGACAGUUCAUCUUCAUCGUCAUCUUCAUCCAGCUCCUCUGAUUCAGAAUCUGAUGAGGAGAAAGAUGGCUCAGCAGUUGGUUCUCAACUGGUGAGCAAAGGCAAAGGAAUGGUUUCAAAACCAGAGGCCUCCCCUUCCUUUGAGAAUAGAGCCUCCAAAGUUUCAGUAUCGGCAAAAGAGAAAACCAGAUCACCGCAGCCACUACUGGACCUCCCCUUGCCGGAAAAGCCCCGUCAGGCAAUGAAAGGGACCUCCUUUAUGCCAUUAAAGGACAAGAAAGAUGAAGCAAAACCCACAGUACCCAAGUCACAAGGAGGUGAAGAGUUUAUGAAGCAAAAUGUAAAGGAAGAAAAACUGCAGAAAAUAGUUAGCUCGAAUAAAAUAGAUGAAAGCCAAAAGCCGUUUGUAGGUAAAAAGAUUCCAUCUGACCUUACGAAAUCAGGGUUAUCUGUACAACCGAGUGGUCGCCCGGUGCCCACUCCAUGGACAGAAGAACCCACCGCAGGAAGACGGCUGCAAGCAGCCCCUCCUGAGACCAGAGGAGGAAGCUUAGGAAAACAAGUCCCAGAGCCUGGCGGGGAGGUGCCCUUUUUCCCAUCCAAAAAGGAAGGUUUGGGGAAGCAGGCGAUGGAAGGACCCUCAAAGGCUGACAAAGAGAUGUUGGAAGAUCGGGUACCAAUGAAAAAUUUGAAGCCAGUUCCUGUUCCUAAUAAAGACAUUCUCCAUGCAAAGACAACAGUACUAAAGCUUGAGGCAAAGGGUGAAACCAUGGAAGACCCAGCAACCCAAGUGGGAGACCAGCAGGCCGCACAGGAGCCUGCACCAGCCGCCGCCCCUGCCGCAGAUCCUCCUGAGCCGUUUGACAACACCACCUACAAGAACCUCCAGCAUCAUGACUACAACGUGUACACCUUCUUAGAUGUGAACCUGGACCUCUCAAACCGGAGGUUGCCUCAGCCUUCUUCCGGCCGGGAGUCACCUCGCCACUGA
Molecule: messenger RNA, 1437 nt
Organism: Pipistrellus nathusii (Nathusius's pipistrelle)
Lineage: Eukaryota; Metazoa; Chordata; Mammalia; Chiroptera; Vespertilionidae
Source: the annotation of a GenBank genome assembly